This is a messenger RNA of Triticum urartu, 695 nucleotides long. RefSeq lists its product as uncharacterized. Lineage: Eukaryota; Viridiplantae; Streptophyta; Magnoliopsida; Poales; Poaceae. The record is from RefSeq and is a predicted model, not a curated record.
CGCACGAGGAGGUCGAGAAAACUGACCAAAGGUGCUCGAUCGAUCAAGCGAGGAAGGAUCCAUGGACAGGAAUGGCGUCAAGGUCACCUACAUCGAGACGCAGUUCGUCACCUCCGACGCCGCGGGCUUCAAGUCCCUCGUGCAGCGCCUCACCGGCAACUCACCCGUCGCCGCCACGCCCGCGCGCCAGCUCCACAGGCCGCGGCCCCGCCACGCCGAUGGGUGGAGCGCUGCCACUGCUGGACCGUCAAGCUAUCGCAUUCCCGCCACGGCAGGCCCGGUUACCGCAGCGGCGAAUGACGCGCGGACGGCCAACGCCGGCGCCACCGGAGCGUCAAGCUAUCUCAUUCCCGCCACGGCAGGCCCGGUUAGUGUAGCGGCGAUUGAGAAUGACGCGCGGGCGGCGGCGGCCGCUGCCUACGCCGGCGCUGGGCAGCCGUCGGGCCUGGAUGAGCUGCACGGCCUCUGCGAUUACACGGAGCUUUUCACCGUCGUCGGCGCGAGCGAACGGCAUCGUGACGGCAGUUACAGUGGUUUCCCCUAUUGAAGUGCAAGUGUAAAUACACACACAGGCUCUAGGUGUUAAGAUUCAGCCUUUGUAGCCAUAGACAGCAGCAUUUGUAAGAGACUUGGCAGCGCAAACAUUUGUGUAUGUAAAGUUGCAAUCAUUCUGGGACUUCACGAUAUAUAUUCAA